AUGGAGCGUGUGUACUUCCUGCUGUUGUUGGUUUCCAGCACCCUGUGUACUGGGAAUUGCAGCCAUAUAGGGCCUGGGGAGAGCCUGGCCGUCUGUAGACCUGACACCUGCACCCUGAUCAGCGAGGUGGCUACUAUGAAGGAGAAGCUGUCAGCCAUGACACAAAAACAAAGCAAGUUGGAAGAAAACCUUAGCUCCAUGACGAAGGAGCUCGCAAGCAUCACAUCUGCAAGUACAGCAAAGGUGGCGUUUACAGCUAUUUUAGGACAUUCACUGGGUCCGGUUGGAGAUGACACAACAGUAAAAUAUCAGAAAAUCGUCUCCAACAUCGGCAACAGCUACAACCCUGCUACUGGCAUCUUCACCGCCAUGGUCCCGGGAGUGUACUACUUCAGAUACACCAUGUACAACAACAACUACGGAACGGCCAACUCGAUCUUGUCACUUAUGAUGAACAACCAAAAGCUGGUGUCGACCUGGGAUACUGUGGGCGGUGACGUCCACGACAGUGCGACCAACGCGGCAGUGGUGAAGCUGAAGGUUGGAGACAGCGUUUAUGUGAAGCUCUGGUCGAAACGCCAGGUCUACGACGACAGCAAUCACUACAACACAUUCAGUGGUUUCCUGCUCUUCACCUUGUAA
Messenger RNA from Scomber scombrus (Atlantic mackerel), 642 nucleotides. Its product is annotated as complement C1q-like protein 3. NCBI's taxonomy places the organism in Eukaryota, Metazoa, Chordata, Actinopteri, Scombriformes, Scombridae. Gene Ontology annotation, molecular function: protein binding. The transcript has a single exon. The coding region runs from base 1 to 642 and encodes 213 amino acids. The record is from RefSeq and is a predicted model, not a curated record.